AUGUCGGACUCAAUUUUAGCCAAAAAUAUUGGGAACUUCUUUGAAAGUCUCAAUUUCGAGUCCUCAAAAGAGUACCUUCCACCAUCAUUAACAAAGCUCAUCAAUAGCAACUACUACUCCAAAGAUACAUACUUCACUCCCCAGGAAAUCAUCGCAGGAUUGAACUCGUCCAAUGACAACGAAAUUUACAUUGUCCUCAAGUUUUUGGUUUGUAUUCUCACCACCAAACAAACCUAUGAUGAGAUCAAUCAGGUAUUUCCUCAUGUGAUCAAGAAUAUUAACUCAAGCAACUUGAAGAAUAGAAGACUAGUCUAUUAUAUUCUACUCAGAUUCAGCGACCAGCAACCCGAUAUUUCCCUUCUUUCCAUCAAUGCCAUCCAGAAGUCUCUCACCGACAAGAAUUGUAUCAAUAGAGCAUUGGCGAUUAGAUGCCUUAGCGGAAUCAACAUUCCUGCCAUCUUACCCAUACUAUCUCUCUCUUUGAAGAAGAGCAUUAAGGAUUUGUCCCCAUUGGUGAGGUCCGCAUCGGCUAUUGCCAUAAUAAAAUGCUAUACUUUGGAUAGAGCUUACAAUGGUUCUUCGGAAACUAUAGGCGAACUAUUAAAGGAUUCUUCAUCUCUAGUGCUUCAGCUCUACCACUUCUUGGACAUCUUGCUCAGCGACAACGACACUCGUGUCAUUGGAUCGGCAAUAAUUUGUUUUUACAGCAUCUUUCCGUCUUGCUUUGAUUUGAUUCACGGUAAGUUGACUCAUUUGAUCGACAAAUUGAACUAUUUGGACCCCUACUCCACUGAGCUAUUGCUUGACAUUUUGACUGAUUACUCCAAAGUGUUUUUCUUACCUACAGAGACAAUAAAGGACGAAUCACAUCUUCCGAAAGAGUUGGCCAGCCUACUAGUGAACUUGAAGUUCCUCAUGUUUACCGACAGUGGGAGUAUAGUUCUUGCUGCUUCUAGAUGCAUAAGCACGGUUUUUCCGUUUGCUAUUGAGCAGCUUCAAUUGGUUGAAGUAUUAAUCAAGUUCACAUAUCCUUCUGCUAGCUGCACAAUGAGUCAAUCACAUUCUAGAGCCGCCAUUUUAGGUGAGAUUGAUCACCUCUUAUCGAAAAAGCUUAUUACCAUCAGUAAACAUCAAUUGAGCUGCUUCAUACCUUUGACAGAUGAUAGCUAUAAGGUUUGCAAGUUGAAAAUCAAUAUCUUAUUUCAUUCGAUUGACUCUGAUACGUUUGAUUUUGUGUUUGACGAGUUGAAAUUUGUGGUUCAGGAUUCACAGAUGCCAUUACAACUAAGAAAGUAUACAUUACAGCAGUUAAAUGGCAUUCUAGCAACUAAUUUGUCCACCGAUCAGCUCUCGAAAGUGGUGAGAUUCUUUUUAAGCAAAUUAAAGGCCUCCAACGAGAGUGAUAAUUUAGUCAGCGAGAACAUUACAGGAUUGAGACAGCUGAUUCAAGGCGAUGUUACUGGAUAUGUUGAUGUUUUGAUGAAGCUGGCCGGUAGACUACUUGAUGAAAAUACUGAUGCAAGUGAGGACGACAACAACCGUGUGUUUCUUGCACCAAUAGCGCAGGCUUCCAUCGUUUGGCUAUUGGGUGAAUUUGGAAUUAACUCACCACGGGUAAGCGAAGAAGAAAUGAAACUCGACGUCGAUCCGGAGAGCAAAACAUUAAAGAUUAUGACACUUAGAAAGUAUCUUCCGGACCUCUUUCGGAUUGUUGUGUCGAGAUUCAAGCAUUUGGACACUCUAGUGAAGUUAGAAACUCUUCAUGCCAUAACCAAAUUGGUGACCAAUGAUAUCUACGAGAGCAGAAAGCUCAACAAGCCAUACAAUUUGCAGGGAAAUACAUUGUUUAAGCUGCUUAACUGGGUUCUCCAACUUACCAAAUAUGACCACGAUGUGGAUCUUAGAGAUCGAUCAAGACUUGUUGGGGCUAUAGUGCCAAAUGUGAUCUAUGGUCCAAAUAUUGAGGCCAAAUCAGAACAGUUGAACAUAGAUGAGAUGUUUGAGAAUCCGGAGGUUGCUGCAUAUUGUGAGGAAAAGCUUAACAAAAUCGAGUUGGCUGUCUACAUGUUCCAAACAGAAAAGCCUACACCUCAAGCGAACGCAGAGAAUAAUCAGAGUACAGAAGUGGCACCCUUUCUACGUCAGUACCUUAGAGUCACCGAGAACCAGCUGGAUCCCGCUUAUAUCGAAUAUUACAAUGAGGUAAGAGCACAAGGAUUUGACUUGAAGGAUUACAACCGAUUUGGAAUGAACGCAGUUUCGUCCAAGUCGUUCAACGCAUCUCAUUCUGGUUCCUCUUCUAUGGAAUCGCCCACUCCAAAGAACAAUCAUUACUCUCCUCCUUCUUCAUGGAACAUUCAUCCAAAUGUCAGCAAGUACAAAUUACAGACGCUAGAUGACUUUUUGGGAGAAAACAAUAACCAGAAAUAG
Brettanomyces nanus is the source of this 2430-nucleotide messenger RNA. RefSeq lists its product as uncharacterized. The record is from RefSeq and is a predicted model, not a curated record. Gene Ontology annotation, biological process: intracellular protein transport; vesicle-mediated transport. Gene Ontology annotation, cellular component: membrane coat. Lineage: Eukaryota; Fungi; Ascomycota; Pichiomycetes; Pichiales; Pichiaceae. Bases 1 to 2430 code for a protein of 809 amino acids. The transcript has a single exon.